AUGAGAAUUGCAAUAGUGGCCUUGCUCAUAUCGCUCUGGGCAGUCACAACCAUAACCCUUGCUAAGCCCAUCGGGGAUGAGAGCCCAGAUGGGCACGUUGCCAUGAAGGUGCAGCGCGACGUCGCCGGCUGGAUCUGGGAUCACAAGCCCACGGGCACCAAGGAGCGGCCACACAAAUGCCCACACAACCCUUGCAUAACCGCCUGCGAGAUUUGGGCGGUACUGCUGUCCUUCGGAAUCAGCUGUGUUAGCUGCCAGUCUGUUCAUAGCCAUUGCUUCUACAAGGAUUGA
Molecule: messenger RNA, 291 nt
Organism: Pyricularia grisea
Lineage: Eukaryota; Fungi; Ascomycota; Sordariomycetes; Magnaporthales; Pyriculariaceae
Exons: 2
Coding region: 1-291 (96 amino acids)
Source: RefSeq, a predicted model, not a curated record